AUGAUACUUCUCUUCCUGCUCUCGCUGUCCAUUCUUCGCGCAGUCAACUGUCAGUGCCAACGGCCUGACGACAAGUAUAUCGGAGAUUUGUGAGUCUGGGGAGUCAAACAGCAGCUCUUUCUACAAGCCACGCCUUCAGAUGCUUCUUUAUUUCGAAUCAGAAGGAAAGUUUCCGUGACGCCACCGAUUAUUGUCACGGAAUCUCUUCGAAUCUUGCAGUGAUUCACACGUCCCUUCAGAGCAACUUCCUCGCUUGUGAGUAGAUCUCUAGACUAUAAAUAUAUAUGUUUAUCAAACCCUUUCAGCGUUGGUGCGCAUUCAAACCGGAGCUUCAGUAGAAGUCUUCUGGAUCGGAUUGAGCCGUGCGUCGGUCGGAUCGAGGUACCAAUGGGACGAUGGAACUGCUAUGUACUGGUCAAACUUUGAUGCGAGUACGUUUACGAACGUCAAAUUAAGCGAAAUGAAGGUUUCAGACUUCCCACAGGAUGAUCUGUUCGUCGCUGAGAGCACUAUCAAUGGAAAGUGGCGGACUCUCGACGGACAAAAGUCGCUUUUCUUCGUUUGCAGUUAUGAUCCGAAGCAUGGCACUCGUGAGUGAGCGCAUUCUGGCUGUUUCAGAUAAGAAUUACAUUGCAGCCGGAACCGUAGGACCAAUAACUUAUCAGGCGGAAACCACAACAACUUCGUCCCAAUGUACGACCAUUCAACCGAAUGCGUUCAUUUCCCAUUUCUCUUUCAGCGACUGUCACUUACUCCUCGUCUUCUUCAUAUCCCACGAGUUCAUCGUCUUCUACAAGUUCUGGUCCCAUACCCACGGAUGUCGUAUCCACCGUUUCAUCGUCAUCGCCGGUACUAUCUACAUCGGAUUCGUCUACUGUUGACUACACAACUUCUUCUAUUGGAUCUACCGCGUCUCAGAGUACUUCUGGAGCCCCCAUUGCUACGAUCGGAACUACUCGUUCAACCACCUCGGGCACAAUGUCGGCCUGA
Molecule: messenger RNA, 990 nt
Organism: Caenorhabditis sp. 36 PRJEB53466
Lineage: Eukaryota; Metazoa; Nematoda; Chromadorea; Rhabditida; Rhabditidae
Source: the annotation of a GenBank genome assembly